UGAUCUGGGGAUGUGGACGCGCCCGGCGGGGCAGAAGAGGCUCCUUCAGAAGACGGAACUACUUCCGCCCGGGGAAGCCGAAGGGUGGCCGACGCCCAGCGCUAGCCGCAGCGGCCCCCGCCUCGCCUUCGGGUGCUUUGCGGAGGGCGGGCGGAGGGAGCAAGUAAGGCGGGAGGGGGAAGGAAGGAGGCGGGACCGUCCGCGAGGUUCCCUCUAGGGGAACCUCUGCAAAUCCCAGGUGGCCCUCCGGGUCACACGCCGCCAGCAAGUCAGCCUGACGCCCGUCGGCCCGUAUUCAGAUUGACUCCUUCGGCUUUCCGUUCUCCUCUCUCCGGGGCGGGACUUCCUGUUUUCUCUCCGAGGCACUUCCGGGAAGAGCUGCGGGACUUAAAACAAGAGGGCGCCCGGGUCCGCCGACAUCUCAGGGUGGAAAAGGGGAACUCGACGUGGGUUUUAUUAAGCCAGUUCCGAGAUCCUGAUUUUCUGCUUUUGGUGUCCGGCGCUCGGUCCACGGCAGAGACGUCUUGGAAACGGCCGGAAGUCGUUCAAGAGAGCGACAGGAAGUCCCGCCUCUUCCUCCCAGAGGGAAGACGGUGAGCCGGAGGAGUCAGUCAGAGGGGCGAGCAGGGGCGAUCCGUCGGCGAACAGGUUAUGAGUGCCAAGUGAGCCAUAGGAAGGAAGCAUCACUUUAUUAAUGAUGGAUACUGAGAAGAAACCAGAGAGUGAUGAGGAUGAAAAUGUAAAUAAAGAAGCAAAAGACUUGAGAAAUAUUUCCUCCCAUGGUGGGGAUUAUGGGCUUGUGUCUGAUGUGAUAGCAAAUUCCUCUGAGAAUCCCACAAGCAAAAGAGGUUUUUCAGAAUCAUCAAACAUUGACAGUGUUGUGGUGGAAGAUGGAAAUAAACGUGCUUUCAAACGAAUGAAAUUAGCAGCUGAGGCAGAGCCCGUAAAGUCAGAAGAGCAGAGCGUUCAUGGGUUAAAGACUUCUGAGAGCACAGUCCCAGGAGUGGGUGUCCCCAUAGAUGAGGCAGGGAAGGAGGCCCUCCUGAAGAACUGUGCAGAUGGAGGCACAUAUCCUCCCAAUGCUUUCCUCCCUCCCUGCAGGCUCAGUACUGUUGAUACUGUUUCUCUGAAAACAGACACUGAAAUAAAGUCGGCUCAGGAAGGGGUUUCCCUGGAUCUGGCAAGAGAAUCUUCUUUCCCCCUUAAAGAGAUUAAUGUUAGUUGUACCAUUGGAAAUGUAGAUACAGUUCUCAAGUGCAACAUAUGUAGUCAUUUGUUUUCUUCUUGCUCUGAUUUGGAAAAGCACGCUGAGUGUCACACGCAACAGUCGAAGGAACAUGUUUGCUGCUACUGUAGCCACAAAGCAGAGAGCAGUGCGGCUUUACACGUGCAUGUCAGACAGGCACACGGGCCACAGAAAGUCUUCUCUUGUGAUCUUUGUGGCUUUCAGUGUGUGGAUGAAAGCCUGUUGAAUGCACAUUAUCUUGGCAAAACACAUCUCCGGCGUCAGAAUCUUGCUGCUCGUGGAGGAUUUGUACAGAUCUUAACAAAACAGCCUUUUCCUAAGAAACCAUGUACCAUGGGAACAAAAAAUGUUCGUGCAAAACCAAGAGCUUCUAAACCAAUAGCAAAGAAUAGUGAUUCCAAAGCAUUACAGGAUGUUGGAAGCAAAUGUAAAGAUUUCCGAGGAAGCAUUUCCAAGCAGAGUGGAAGUAGCAGCGAGCUGCUUGUUGAAACGAUGCCGUCUGGGAAUACUGCGUCGGAAGUAGAGGUUGUUGAGGCAAGUGUCGCCCCCCUUGAGGGAACUCGAAAUCCUGGGAACCAGAGUAAAACCUUAGGGCUUUUAGUAGCCUCAGAGGGUCUCUUAGAAAAAUUGGAAUCUACCAAAAUGACCCUACAGACAGCACACAGUAUCAGUACAACUGCAAGACCAAGAGUUGAGCGCAGCAUUCUCAUGCUGGGGAAUAGCUUCCGACGACGAACUGGCACUUUCGCCUUGAAAGGCCAGGCAAAGAAAAGGUUUAAUCUUUUAGGAAUUAGCAAAAGAGGCACUAAUGAAACUGAGAGGAUGUAUAUGAAACACUUCAGGGCACAGAUGAAAGCAAGUGGUGCAGAGUCAAUGCCCAAACACGCAGAAGCGAGUGGCAAUGCCCACCGUCUGCGCGUGCCUUCCGCAGAGACGCUGGGCCCGAGGCAGGACAAAAAUCCCCAUCUUCUGCAUUCUCUUGACUCGCUGACAGUGAGGCCAGCUUCUGACCACCAGAUGUGUUCUUGUUCCGACUGUGGUCAGAUAUCUACAAAUGGGACAGAGGUGGAAAACCAUAGGGAAAGGUGCCAAACAAGAGAGAUGAAGUUUUACUGUGCGACAUGUGACUUUUCUAGCACAUCGAAAAGGGACUUUCAUGAGCAUUUGCACAAUAACCAGCACCAGCACACUGCCUCUGGCCUCAGUUGUCAGUGCUGUUCAUUUAUUGCCGUGAAUGAAAUAAAUCUUAGAGCCCAUAUGAAGGACAAACAUAGUCUGGGUUUUCUUUGCACUUCCUGUAACCUGUUCUUGACUGAGAAAGACAUGGAAGAACAUAAAAGAACUGAGAAGCACAUUUGUUUAUUGGUUCAGCCAAAGACUUCUCAAUCUUUUAACAACGAUGUGGUGUUACAGACUUUACCUUUAAGUACUUUAGAAUCAGAAAACACAAAAGAUUGUCUGAAUGAGUCAGGAAAAGCAGCAUCCCAGAAAGAACCUGCCAAGCCCAGGGCAAGCCAUGGCAGUGAAAUAAGGCAUUCGAGUAAGCCUCAGUUUCAAUGUAAGAAGUGUUUUUAUAAAACUAGGUCUUCCACUGUUCUCACAAGGCACAUAAAGCUCAGGCAUGGUCAAGAUUAUCACUUCCUUUGUAAAGCAUGUAAUCUUUACUCAUUGAGCAAGGAAGGAAUGGAGAAACACAUUAAGAGAAGCAAGCAUCUUGAAAAUGCUAAGAAAAAUAAUAUUGGCUUAAGCUUUGAAGAAUGUAUUGAAAGGAUAUGUAUAGGUACAAGUGACAAAAAAGAAGAGCUUCACAUUUCUGGAAAUGAAAGGAUAGAAGGCCAUAUAGAAGGUGUGCAAUUACAGGAGCAUUGCUAUCUCGACAAGAGCAUGCUCACUACCAAGGAACUGCCACAGCCUGGUGUGGUCACCAAAGAGGAUGAAGUAGCUUUGACCAGCACUCCAAAGAGAGGGAGACCGAAAGGUAACAUCUCACGGACAUGUUCACAUUGUGGUCUUUUGGCCUCUAGUAUUACAAACUUGACCAUUCACAUUAGACGAAAACACAGUCACCAAUAUAGUUACUUAUGCAAAGUGUGUAAGUAUUAUACAGUAACUAAGGGAGAUAUGGAGCGUCAUUGUGCUACCAAGAAGCAUAAAGGACGUGUGGAAGUAGAAGCAAAUGGAAAACAAAGUUCAGAUAUCAUUGUUGGCCCCGAAGGGGGUAACCUUGAAGCCUGUAGAAAGAACACCAAUUUGGUCGUUUCAGACGAACAUACCAGCAAGUCAGGUGAAUCAGAUGUCUCCAUUUCAGAAAAACCAGUAGUAGAACAUGGACAUCCAGUUGAAGUUGAAAAUGUAUUUCAUUCUAUGGGUGGGGAAGGUAAUAGUCACCUUACUGAUACAAAGGAACGAGUGUCUCUGGAACCAGAGGACCUUAUCCAGCAGGACAAUGCUUGCUCCCAGACAGAUGUCACAGAUGUGAGUGAUAAUAAGUGUGCACACUGUGAGUUCAGCGCUCACUCCUCUACUUCUCUAGAACUGCACAUAAAGCGGAAACAUACAAAAGAGUUUGCGUUUUACUGCAUGGCAUGUGAUUACUAUGCUGUGACUUGUCGAGAGAUGACUAGGCACGCGGCAACAGAAAAACACAAGAUGAAAAGUCAGUCUUACCUGAACUGCCCUGAUGCAGAAGCAAGUUCUGCAGAAAUGUCCAAAAACAUACCUGAAGAGCAUCACCCACAAAAUCCUGAAGAACUUCAGAUAAUUUCAGAUCUUCCAUCUGAAACUCUUAAGCCUGGUGGUACUGCUGCUCGUUCUGAUUUGGAUGACAGUACUAACUUAGCCAUGUCUGGAGUACUCUGUGCCCCUGACUCUGUAGAAAUUGAGACUGAAGGAUCUAAUCUCAGUGAAGAUCCUUCUUGUUGUGAAACUUUCCAACAGCCCCCCAUCAAGGAUAAAGUUCUGAAACCUGAGGAGAUGGUGUCCCUUACUAUCUCCUCUAAGGAUGGCUCCCCCAGCACAUUUCAGAAUGAAAAUCCAAGAAGCUCAGCUUUGGAUUAUGAGACAGCAAAGAAGAACCGUGGUGUGUUGAAUGACAUCAGAGACCUGGAUGGACUUUGUGUGAGCAGUGGACAUGUUGGGGAUGAGGCAGGUAAAGGCCUCAGCAGACACGUGUGUCCUGCAGGAAGUGAUGGAGCGCACCCAGCUGGAAGCAGCACCGCCGUGGCAAUGAGGGUGGUGGGAGAAGGGCUGCGCCCGGUCAGCGGCAGUCAGAGCGGAGUUGGACGUGUGCAGAGUCCUGAGGGUCUGAAAGAUAUGCCGGAAGAUCCCAUUCUGGAGGGCAAGGAAAUUCUGAUAAAUUCCCAGCAGGAAACUAAAAUUAUUUUGGAAGAGGACAGUCCAGUUUCUGAUAGCACAGUUGAAAGUAAUGAUGUCUAUGAGACUGUAAUCAGUAUUGAUGCUAAAGGACAGGCCCUGUACAGUUUGGGCCGGUUUGAUUCUUCCAUAAUAAGAAUAAAGAACCCUGACGAUGGUGAAUCGGUAGACCAGUCUGAAGAGGGUCUCACAGCAACAGGAGUAAGAAUUAGUGAGUUGCCUUUAAAGGACUGUGGCCCAGGUGUGAGAAAGAAGAAAUCUGAGGGUAGUGCCUUUGGUGAAUCCACACGAAUUCGUUGUGAUGAUUGCGGCUUCUUAGCAGAUGGUUUGAGUGGACUGAAUGUUCACAUAGCUAUGAAGCAUCCCACAAAAGAGAAACACUUCCAUUGUUUACUGUGUGGAAAAUCAUUCUAUACAGAGAGUAACCUGCAUCAGCAUUUGGCUAGUGCUGGGCAUAUGAGAAAUGAGCAGGCCAGUGUAGAAGAGCUUCCAGAGGGAGGGGCCACCUUUAAAUGUGUCAAGUGUACAGAGCCCUUUGAUUCUGAACAGAAUUUAUUCCUGCAUAUAAAAGGGCAGCAUGAGGAACUGCUUCGGGAGGUGAAUAAAUACAUAGUGGAAGACACAGAGCAAAUCAACCGUGAGAGAGAGGAAAAUCAGGGAAAUGUUUGCAAGUAUUGUGGGAAGAUGUGCCGAAGUAGCAAUUCGAUGGCAUUUCUUGCACACAUUCGCACUCAUACAGGAUCAAAACCAUUCAAGUGCAAGAUAUGCCAUUUUGCAACAGCUCAGCUUGGUGAUGCCAGAAACCAUGUCAAAAGGCACCUGGGGAUGAGGGAAUACAAGUGUCAUGUCUGUGGGGUUGCUUUUGUAAUGAAGAAGCACUUAAAUACUCAUCUACUGGGCAAACAUGGAGUUGGCACCCCAAAAGAAAGGAAAUUUACAUGCCACUUAUGUGAUAGAAGUUUCACAGAGAAGUGGGCCCUGAACAACCACAUGAAACUCCACACGGGAGAAAAGCCGUUUAAGUGCACCUGGCCCACGUGCCAUUACUCAUUCCUCACGGCCUCCGCCAUGAAGGACCACUACAGGACACACACAGGCGAGAAGUCGUUUCUGUGUGACCUCUGUGGCUUUGCCGGUGGGACACGGCACGCCCUCACCAAACACCGCCGCCAGCACACAGGGGAAAAGCCUUUCAAAUGUGAUGAGUGCAACUUUGCUUCCACGACGCAGUCCCAUCUGACCCGGCACAAGCGGGUGCACACUGGAGAAAAGCCCUACAGGUGCCCCUGGUGUGACUACAGAUCAAACUGUGCUGAGAAUAUCCGAAAACACAUUUUACAUACGGGCAAGCACGAAGGAGUGAAGAUGUACAACUGCCCCAAGUGUGACUACGGGACGAAUGUUCCUGUGGAAUUCCGGAACCACCUGAAAGAACAACACCCUGAUAUCGAGAACCCCGACCUGGCUUACCUGCACGCAGGCAUUGUCUCCAAGUCCUACGAAUGCCGUUUGAAGGGCCAAGGAGCCACCUUCGUGGAGACAGACAGCCCCUUCACCGCGGCCGCGCUGGCAGAGGAGCCCCCCGCCAGGGAGCGGCCCCUGCGGAGCAGCAGCUCGCGGCCGGCGGCCCCGCCCGAGCAGGUCCAGCAGGUCAUCAUCAUCCAGGGCUACGACGGCGAGAUCGCCCUGGACUCCUCCGUGGAGGAGACGGCCGCCGCCACACUGCAGACCCUGGCGCUGGCCGGCCAGGUGGCCCGGGUGGUGCACAUCACGGAAGACGGGCAAGUCAUCACCACAAGCCAGAGUGGGGCACAUGCAGGCAGCGUGGCACCUGGGCCGGUCCUGCCAGAACAGCUGACUGAUGGAGCCACCCAGGUGGUGGUCGUGGGGGGCGCGGGCCUGGACGAGCCCCUCAGCCCCGGCAGCACUGUGAUGCAGCAGGGGGCCAAGCAGGAGAUUCUAGAUCUCGCCGAGGCCGCCAUGCCCCUGCCUGACACGGCCUCCGCCCUGGAUGCCCUGCUGUGCGCGGUCACCGAACUGGGAGGUGCAGAAGGCAGGGCCGGGCCUGACGAGAAAGGCAGGACCAGCCACAAAGACGUGCUGGUGCAGUUGGCCAGCCAGGAGGCGCCCCAUGCCCCCGCGCAGCUCAGCGCCCCUGAGAUCCACAUGUUCCAAGACAUCCAGGAAGGCCCAGUGGCCGUGGAGCCCAUGGAGGUGCUGACCCAGGUGGUCCGCCCCUCGGCCGUGAUCGCCUCGCACGAGCGUGCCCAGGUGGCCUUCAGGAAAGCAGUGCAGGGCGUGCUCCAGUUGGCCGUGUGCGAUGCGGCUGUGGCCGGCCAGCUCGUGAAGGAAGGCGUCGCCCAGGUCAUCGUGAACGAAGAGGGCGCCGUCCACAUGCUGGCCCGGGAGGGCUCCCAGAUCAUCGUGACCGAGGAGCUGGUCCAAGCUGUGGUCCAGGAGUCCAGCAGCGACUUCCCUGAGGGUGCGACUCACUACCUCGUGACAGAACUGCCCCCGGGGGUGCAGGAUGAGGCGGGCGUGUUCUCCCACGCCGUGCUGGGGACGGCGGACUCUCAGGGGGUCCUGCAGGCUGGGGCCGCGCUCAGUGCCGAAGCUGUGGUCCAGAGCGCGGCUGAGCAGUUGACCAGUAUGGUCAUUUAUACCCAAGACGGCUCCCCGGCAGCAACCGUGAUCCAGAGCCAGAGAGAGAGUAACGGCGCCCAGGAAGCCUGAGCAGGGCCUGCACCAGGGUGCAGGCAGGCGCCCCCCAGCUUCACCCACUCCCAGCAGACCGGGGUGUCCGAGGGGCACUGACGCCCAGGGACCACCGGCGCUUUCCUGAGGGCCCCUUUCCCUCUGCCCCAGCCAUGUGCUGAGGAGAAGCUUAACUCCUUUCUGGGUUUUUCCCCACAGAUGUUUCCCAUUCCAGCCCUGCUGGGGUUGUCCCUUGUGGUGGGAAAGGAAGGAUGCAGUCUCGUGUGGCCGGAGGCACGCACGCUGGCUGCCGGGCGUGGAGCCGUGCUGCCCCGUUACUGUGCGGCGUCGCGCCUGCAGCUGCCACCAUUACCUUCUUGAGGCAGUCCGCUCCUGUCAUUGCCUUGAAAUGUUAGGAUCAGUGUCCCCAGACCGUCAGUUCGCCCGGCGCGUCGGGGUCCUGGCCGCAGUGCUGGGGGUGUUCGUCGCACUGGCUGCCCUCUGCUAAAGGAAACCUGAAGCCUGUGGUUAAGCAAAGCCCCUGGCGCUUAUACUCAGUUAAAAUAUACCCUGAUUAACAUAACCCCAUGCUUCUAAUUUUGACUUACUUUCAUACAAUAAAGUCUAUCUAUGAAAUGUGCACUUUGGAAAAUAUUGUUCAUAUCAAUAUUUCGCUUUUAUAACAUGUUUGUAUUGACAUCACUUUUCAGGAUUUAUUUGUGACUUAUGUCAGCGUGAAUGAGCUGGCACCCAGCGUCCACAACAGACAGCCUCGCCCCUGCAGCCCUGGCCCUGACCAGCGUGCCUCGCGCGGACGGGGCGCACUGCAGCUGUGGGGCGUGGGCUCGUGGUCCUGUAACUCAUUCCUUGAUGUGAUUGUUCCCCUUCCUUUUCCAAAGUUGUAAAAUAAUCCCCUCCCCCAAAUGCAAAGUUGUUUUUGUUCUGUUUCCUUUUUCUUUGAAAUAAAACUAGAGCACUAAAAGAUAAUGAUGCUGUUUUAUUUCCAGCAGUCAACCAGCGGGCAGCUGAGAAACCUGAGAACUAGUUCUUCCGUCUGACGCGGCGGUCCCUUCGCGCUGCCCACCGAGCGGGCGGGCUUCCGAGGGGCACCUCCAGAUUCCCACCGCAGGAGUGUCUGCGUGUUUGGCUCGUGGCCUGGG
Messenger RNA from Manis pentadactyla (Chinese pangolin), 8472 nucleotides. It is a transcript of the gene ZNF407, whose product is annotated as zinc finger protein 407. NCBI's taxonomy places the organism in Eukaryota, Metazoa, Chordata, Mammalia, Pholidota, Manidae. Gene Ontology annotation, biological process: regulation of gene expression. Gene Ontology annotation, cellular component: nucleus. The record is from RefSeq and is a predicted model, not a curated record. Gene Ontology annotation, molecular function: zinc ion binding; nucleic acid binding. The transcript is spliced from 9 exons. The coding region runs from base 695 to 7351 and encodes 2218 amino acids.